AUGAAUUUCAAUUUGAAGAAGAUCUGGGACGCAUGGGAUAUUCGUGCUGUGAUUCUUUUCAGCCUCACUCUCCAAAUAAUCCUCAUUUUUUUCGCUCCCCUUAGAAAGCGCAUUUCAACUGUCUACCUGACACUGCCCCUCUGGUCCGGCUACUUGCUCGUAGAAUGGGCUGCUAAUUUUGCAGUUGGGCACAUCUCUCACAGCAAAGGGGAUGAUGACCGCUUUGCUGCCGAGAACAAACUUCAAGAUGUUCUUGUAUUCUGGUCCCCCUUUCUGUUAGUACACCUCGGGGGCCCUGACACUAUUAGUGCCUUUGCCCUCGAGGAUAAUGCCCUGUGGCACCGGCAUUUCCUGGGUCUCGUGACCCAGGGCAGCUCUGUGGCCUAUGUUUUUUUCCGAACAAUUUCCAAAAACAAGCUGUUGAUCCCAACGGUGCUGAUAUUUGUGGUUGGAGUUAUCAAGUAUGGUGAGCGUAUUCGAGCUCUGUAUCUUGCAAGUUUAGAUCGAUUUCGAGAGUCCAUUAUGAAAGAUCCGGAUCCCGGACCAAACUAUGCCAAGCUGAUGGAUGAAUACUCUUCGAAGAAAGCAGCUAACCUACCGACGAACAUAGAGAUGAUCCACGAGUUCUAUGGCGAUUUGGAAGAGGAAAAGCCCGUUAAAAAAGGGCUAUCUGAUCUUGAGGUAGUGGAAGAAGCUCAUUACUUCUUUGAGAAAUUUAAAGGACUAAUUGUUGAUCUCAUAUUUGACUUCCGCCAACGGAAUGAAAGUCGAAAUUUCUUCCUCAGCUUAAAAGCGAUUGAUGCUUUUCGAGUUAUUGAGGUUGAACUCAAUUUCAUUUAUGAUGUUCUUUUCACCAAAAUGAUUGUGGCUAACUCUUACUGCGGUUAUGUAUUUCGAUUCAUCUGUUUCUUUCUCGAAGUUGCUGCCGCGAUCCUCUUCUACCGUUGGGAUAAAAAGGGACUUCCAAGGUGGGAGAUAGGAGUCAGUUACACCCUUGUCCUUGGUGCUCUUAUUUUGGAUUUCUCUUCCUUUUUUAUGCUCCUUUUCUCGGACUGGACGACUGUUGCCCUGAAGAAAAAGGGGUAUGUGUUAUGGCGUUUGCGUAUACCAGCUUGUGGAUGGUUGAGCCGCAGGUGGUCUGAAUCCAUUUCACAAUUCAACCUGAUUAACUAUUGUGUGCGUGGGCGCUCCAAGCGUAAGGAAAGCAUAUAUCAAUGGCUUGGGAUUGUUGAUGUAUUGAAUGGAAUCAUGUAUGAGAAGUCUGAGAAAUUCACUGACCAUAUGAGGGACUUCAUCUAUGAGGAAAUAAAGAAUAAAUCUUCACUCGCGGAGGAUCUAGAAACAGCAAAGGAAAUAUGGUUAGCCAAAGGAGAUUGGACACUUCGUGCCAAUCGCUCUAGUCAUCUGCUGCCUUAUAUUACUGAGUCUAAUUUCGACGAGAUCCUUCUGGUAUGGCACAUUGCUACUGAACUCUGUUAUAGUAAAGAUAAUAUUGGUAGUGACAAACCAACGAGUUCCCCUGUCAAUUACCGUGAGAUAUCAAAGAUUCUUUCAGAUUAUAUGCUCUAUCUCCUUGUGAUGCAGCCUUCAAUGAUGUCGGCUGUGGCAGGCAUCGGACAGAUUAGAUACAGAGACACUUGUGCUGAAGCCGAAAAGUUCGAAGGCGAGCAAGUCCAUAAACGUAGAGAGGAAAAACAUGUAAGAGCUUGUAAAGCGAUCCUUGCAGUGAACGCGGUGGUGAAGCCAGUGCAAGUGAAAGGGGAUAGAAGUAAAUCAGCCUUGUUUGAUGGAUGUCGUCUAGCCAAAGAGCUGGAAGAGCUUGAUCAUGGCAUCGAUAAAUGGGAGCUAAUAAGCAAAGUAUGGGUUGAAAUGCUGUCCCAUGCUGCAAUUAACUGCAACCCCAAUGAACAUUGCCAACAGCUUAGCAAAGGAGGACAGCUUAUCACUUUGGUCUGGUUGUUGAUGACUCAUUUUGGUUUGGGAAACAAUUUCCAAAUUAGUGAAGGUCAUGCUAGGGCAAAACUCAUUGUGGGCAAGUAG
Molecule: messenger RNA, 2040 nt
Organism: Solanum verrucosum
Lineage: Eukaryota; Viridiplantae; Streptophyta; Magnoliopsida; Solanales; Solanaceae
Exons: 2
Coding region: 1-2040 (679 amino acids)
Source: RefSeq, a predicted model, not a curated record